UAGCACAAUCACUUCGGGGUUUUUUUUUUCGGCUACUACGGUUUUGUGCUUGUUUGACCAAUCCCUCAGCGCGGAUCAGUUCGGGGAGCGAAUUUGGACUCGAUUCGCUUGUGUAGAAAAAAUCCUCAUCCACCCCCCCACUGACUGUCAGCGACACCGGGAUUUCUCCACCUUAGAAAACCCCCCUGAACAUAAAAUAAUGGACAGGACGGAUCUGAUCCAGAAGGCCAAGCUGGCGGAGCAGGCUGAGCGCUAUGACGACAUGGCAGACUGCAUGAGGGAGGUGACGGAGAUGGGAGGCGAGCUGUCAAACGAGGAGAGGAACCUGCUCUCUGUCGCUUACAAAAACGUGGUCGGGGCGCGGCGGUCCGCCUGGAGGGUGAUGUCCAGCAUCGGCCUGAAGACCGAGAGCAGCGAGAAGAAGCAGCAGAUGGUCAAGGAGUACCGGGAAAAGGUGGAGAAGGAGCUGGAAGACAUUUGCAACAAUGUUUUGAAACUGCUGGAUAAUUAUUUAAUCACCAACUCCAAAAACCCAGAGAGCAAAGUCUUCUAUCUAAAGAUGAAGGGAGACUACUACAGAUACCUGGCAGAAGUCGCCUCUGGAGACAACAAAUCGAAAACUAUUGAAAACUCACAGCAAGCGUACCAGUCUGCGUUUGACAUCAGCAAGACUGAGAUGGAGCCCACACACCCCAUCCGCCUGGGACUGGCCCUCAACUUCUCAGUCUUCUUCUACGAGAUCCUGAACUCCCCAGAUAAGGCCUGCGAGCUGGCCAAGAAGGCGUUUGACGACGCGAUUGCAGAGCUGGACCAGCUUCAUGAAGAGUCCUACAAGGACAGCACCCUCAUCAUGCAGCUGCUCAGAGACAACCUGACACUAUGGACAUCGGAUAACGCUCCUGAAGAGGGCAACGCCGGAGAAGGAGAAGCCGGCGAGACGGAGAACUAGAGCAUGCAUGCCCCCACUGCUGGGAAAACGAUGAUUUUAAAAAAGAAAUUACGAAUAAAUCAACUUUCCUCGUUAUAUGCUCCAUAACACUCCACUGCUACAUUCCAUUGCUGAAAAAUGAUCUUAAACAACCGAAAUAAAGUCUUUCAACAGAUCAGAUUUGGAGACUUCCUUCCAUUCCUGUAGUUUUUCUCUCGGCCUUCCCAUCUUGUGCAGGUUCAGCUGUAGAAAAGUAAAUCGGAAGCUGAUUUAUGAGACCCCGAUCCCUGGAAAGUUGAAAACCUGAUCAUCUCAUUGCAUCGUUUCGCAGUUUUUCUACCAGAUUACGUGGUACUGUUACUUUUGCUCUGGGUUUAAUUUGAACUAAAUGUAAUUUUUUUAUUCUUCAGGGAAAAGCCGGUGCACUUUCACUUGCUGGCUGAAGAUGUUUGAACACAGCCAAGUACUGCCCAGUGGUUUGAACGUUCACUCCCUGCCAGUCCUGAUCCCAGUGAUGCGUUCGCUGACGUCUGCUUGGGGUGAACUUACUGAUGCCAAUUAGUUUGUCAGUGGAGAGAAGCCAUUCCUGAUCCUUCACUUCUCUUGAAAUUUUACACUGGAAUGGGAACAAAUUUAUUUUUAGCCACUCUACAGAAGUGAAAUUUGUUGGUCUGUUUGGUGAUGUACCAUGUUUUGUUUUGUUUUUGUUUUGGGUUUUUUUUUGUUGAGAUUUGGACCACUUUUUUGUUUUCUAAUGAAUUCAGUUGGUAGUCCUUAAACGCCUCGUGGAACUGUUGAAUCCUGAUGCAUCCACUAUGUUAACAUGAAUAAAACAUUUUAUAAGCCACGUCAA
Poecilia reticulata (guppy) is the source of this 1781-nucleotide messenger RNA. RefSeq names its product tyrosine 3-monooxygenase/tryptophan 5-monooxygenase activation protein, theta polypeptide b (gene ywhaqb). The record is from RefSeq and is a predicted model, not a curated record. NCBI's taxonomy places the organism in Eukaryota, Metazoa, Chordata, Actinopteri, Cyprinodontiformes, Poeciliidae.